Messenger RNA from Seriola aureovittata, 13180 nucleotides. Its product is annotated as protein turtle homolog B-like. The record is from RefSeq and is a predicted model, not a curated record. The transcript has 20 exons. Gene Ontology annotation, cellular component: neuron projection. The coding region runs from base 203 to 4525 and encodes 1440 amino acids. Lineage: Eukaryota; Metazoa; Chordata; Actinopteri; Carangiformes; Carangidae. Gene Ontology annotation, molecular function: protein binding.
CCGUCUCAGGAUGCGAGAGGAGAGCGGAGGAGAGGGGAAGAGAGAGGGGAAAGCGCCGAAGGAAAAGUGUCCAGGGCUCGGUUAAAAAGAAAACAGGAUACCGGCCCGCUUCAGUUUGUCCUGGGCCACUCGGCGAUGACAGAUUCACCGAAAGGGGCACUUUGAGAUAUGAUGAGGUUUAUUUGUGGUCGGCAAUAGUACUAUGAUUUGGUAUGUGGCCACUUUGAUAGCAAGUGUAUUCAGCACCCGAGGAACGGCCGCUCAAGGUGCCCACGGAGUGCGAGAGGAGCCCCAGUUUGUGACGGCACGUGCAGGAGAGAACGUCAUCCUGGGAUGCGACGUGUCCCACCCCCUGAACGGCCAGCCCUACGUGGUGGAGUGGUUCAAGUAUGGAAUGCCCAUCCCCUUCUUCAUCAACUUUCGCUUCUACCCUCCUCAUGUGGACCCAGAAUAUGCUGGCCGGGCCAGUCUGCACGGCAAGUCCUCCCUGCGGAUAGAGAACGUGCGCUCAGACGACCAGGGCUGGUACGAGUGUAAGGUGCUGAUGCUGGAACAGCAGUAUGACACCUUCCACAAUGGCAGCUGGGUGCAUCUAACCGUCAAUGCCCCCCCCACAUUCACAGAUACGCCACCUCAGUAUGUAGAGGCCAAGGAGGGGGGGAGCAUCACUUUGACCUGCACGGCCUUCGGCAACCCCAAACCCUCUGUCAGCUGGCUGCGGGAAGGCAAUCUCAUGGUCAGCAGUGCCAAGUAUAAGGUGUCUGAUGGGAGUUUGACGGUGCUAUCCAUCACCCGGGAAGAUCGUGGGGCCUACACAUGUCGGGCUUUCAGUCCCCAGGGAGAGGCCAUUCACACCACACGGCUGCUAGUACAAGGCCCUCCAUUCAUCGUAUCGCCACCGGAGAACAUUACAGUGAACAUCUCGCAGGAUGCCUUUUUCACCUGCCAGGCGGAGGCCUACCCUCGCAACCUGACUUACACCUGGUUCUGGGAGGAGGACAACGUCUUCUUCAAGAAUGACCUAAAGCGCAGAGUCAGUAUUCUCAUCGACGGUUCCCUCAUCAUUGCCCAAGUCAAGCCAGAGGAUGCUGGGAAAUACACGUGUGCUCCUAGCAACAGCCUGGGCCGACCACCGACUGCCUCUGCCUACCUAACAGUGCAAUAUCCUGCCCGUGUGGUAAACAUGCCAUCUGUCAUCUACGUGGCCAUUGGUCUGCCUGGCUUCAUCCGCUGUCCUGUCGAUGCCAACCCCCCUGUAACUCUAGUUAAGUGGAAGAAAGAUGGCCUCCCUCUGCGGAUAGAUAAGUACCCUGGUUGGAGCCAAAUGGACGAUGGGAGCAUCCGUGUGGCAGAGGUGACAGAGGACUCCCUCGGCACCUAUACCUGCAUGCCUUACAAUGCCCUGGGUUCCAUGGGAUGGUCCCCUCCCGCUCCCCUGGUGCUAAAGGACCCUCCCAAAUUCUCAGUGGUUCCUGGAGGGGAGUACAGACAGGAGGCUGGAAGAGAACUGGUCAUCCCCUGUGAGGCUGAGGGAGACCCCUUUCCCAACAUCACAUGGAGGAAGGUCGGAAAGCCCAGUAAAAGUAAGCACAAUGUUCUGCCCCGAGGCAGCUUACAGUUCAAGUCACUCACUAAGGAGGACCAUGGGGAGUGGGAGUGUGUUGCCACCAACGUUGCCACGAGCAUCACUGCCAGCACGCACGUCCAAGUCAUAGGCACAAGCCCCCACGCCCCCACCAGCGUCCACGUGGUGGCAUCCUCCACCUGGGCUAAUGUGUCCUGGGAGGCAGGCUAUGAUGGCGGCUUCCAACAGACAUUCUCAGUCUGGUAUGGCCAUGUGCUAAAGAGGGAGCAUCUAGGUCCACAUGACUGGGUUUCCAUACCUGUGCCUGGAGGCCAUGACUGGAUGCUGGUGCCUGCUUUGGAGCCGGAGACAACAUACCAGUUCAGCGUCCUGGCCCAAAACAAGCUCGGCACUGGCCCCUUCAGCGAGGUUGUCACUGUGAACACAUUAGUAUUUCCUAUAAGUACCCCUGAACCAUUGGUGCUGCUUACCCCACCACGGUGCCUCACAGCCAAUCGCACGCAGCAGGGCGUCCUGCUCACCUGGAUCCCACCUGCCAAUCACACAGCACCUAUCCAGCAUUAUGUCAUGGAGUUCCGCCUAGGGGAACGAUGGGAGGUCCUGGACGACAGCAUUCCUGCUGGGGAGACGGAGCUGCUUGCUCGAGACCUCAUCCAGGAGGCGUGGUAUGAGUUCCGUGUCAUGGCUGUCAUGGAUGACAUGAUCAGUGAGCCCAGCAAUGUAGUAGGCGUGUCCAGCACAGACUUCUUCCCUCCUCCAGAGAUGGUGGAGGAGCGUGGACUGGCUCGGCCUGUGGUGGCUGGCAUUGUGGCCACCAUCUGCUUCCUGGCAGCAGCUGUCCUGUUCAGCACGAUGGCUGCCUGCUUCGUCAACAAACAGCGCCGGCGGAAGCUCAAGAGGAAAAGAGACCCCCCUCUUUCCAUAACACACUGCAGAAAAAGCAUGGAAACUCCGUCAUCUUCAGGAAAGGUGAGCCCAGAGAGCAUUCGUUCAAAGGCAUCCCCAUCAGAAUCAUCUGAAGAUAGUCAUGACCAGCGUGGGAAGAAACCACCCCCGAGUCCAGGGAAGAAGGAAGAAUUGUCUUUAUACAAAAAGACCAAAAGAGCAAUAACAAGCAAGAAGUACGGCAUUACCAAGCAUGAAGCUGAAGCAACAACACCCAUUGAACUCAUCAGCAGAGGCCCAGACGGACGCUUUGUCAUUGAUCCCAGUGAUGCAGAAAUGUCUGUGAAGCCCCGGCGAAUUGAGGGCUUCCCCUUUGUUGAAGAAUCAGACCUGUAUCCAGAAUUUCGGCAGUCAGAUGAAGAGAAUGAUGAUCCCAGACCUUUGCCACCAGUUAUGGCUCCACUUCGGCCUCACCAGAUUUCCCCCAUCUCCAGUCAGGAAUCCUAUCUGCAGCCUCCAGCGUAUAGUCCUCGUUUCCACAGGCCCUUCGAAGGUAUGACCAUCAUGGAGAGCAGUCGGCUCCAGGCCACAGGGCAGAUCCGAGGCUCUCUCCACCACAGGGCUUUCUAUGGCUAUCUAGGCCCCCCUGGGGAUCAUGAUCCCCCACCUCCUUUUUACAUGCCUGAUACCAGCCCUCUCAGCUCUGUCAUGUCCUCCCCUCCAUAUCUUGCUGAAGGUCCUUUUGGUCACCCCAUGAUUCCUGAAGAAAUGGGGGAGGGUGAUUUCCCACAAUAUGCUGUCUCUGGUUUCCCACUUCCUCUGACACUCACCUCUUCCUCUCGCUCACCAGAGAUUUGGCAGGGACUGGAUUUCACCUUUGCAAGCCUGGAGGGGCCCCCGUUCAUUUUUCCACCACAUCACCCUCUGCAUCUCCGCCACGACUCCCCCUACCCUCCUCCACCUCAUGUUCUUCCCCUGAGCGCUUUCCAGCCUUCCAACCUUCCAAUGCCCACUUACCCAGCUGUCCUGCCACUGGAGGCCCCAAAGAGCCACGUGAGCAAGUCUCCCAGCAAGGCCAAGCCUCAUGGUUCCCCAGCCAAGCAUUUAGCUAUGCAAGAGGCACAAUUAGGGCAGCUAAGACACACAAGCCACGGUAUGGGUGUGCCGGUUUUGCCUUACACCGAUCCAAUGGCCCAUAUUGUCCCUAGCACAUUUAGUAGCCUGGACACACGAUGGUUUGAAACCACCCCUCGUUUCAGUCCCAGACAGGCUCGUAGGAUGGAUUCUGGUGUGCAUCAGGUGGUUCUCCAGCCCUCUCGACUCUCACCCCUCACCCAAAGCCCCCUUAGCUCUCAUGAGGGCUCCCCAGAGAUUGUAGUACGUCCCAGGCCACGUCCCAGCAUUGUCCAACCUUCCAUACCCCCAGAGAUGUCUGAGAUUACCCUCCUCCCUCCUUCCGCAGCCAGCUUCUCAAGGAGAUCUUCCCCUUCCUCCUCACCUGCCCAAGGCCAGGGUAGCAGGAGAGCAAGCCCCAGCUACCGUUCCCACAUGGCCUUUGCCACCUCUGCAGCCAGCUACCCAGCUUCCCAGUCCCCAUCACCCCCCAUGGAAAGCAGCAACAUAUUUGGGCAGAUGCCAUCUCAGAGGAGGACUGAGGAGGAGAUCCUUCCAUCUGAGCCCUCUCCACCCCAGUUGUCAGCUUCAGGAAAACGUCGAGGUGCGCCGAGUGCCCUUUCGGGGUCUGAGAGGAUUGAUGCACUGAGAUACCAACGUAUUAAAAAGGCCAAGAAGAUGACAUUGAACAACAAUAACUCCAAGACCAGAAAGAAAGCAGGUGUUUCCACCUCUCAGACCCAGACCCAGCAGGCCUACACCUCUCAGGUACUCCAACCCGAAGAAGCUCUCUACCUCCGCAAGAAGAGGAAACGGCCCAUCCUCCAUGACCCAUACACUCGCUUUUCUGCUCUGCUGUACCGCCGCCCACCUCGGGAGGACCAGAAGGCUAUUUUGGCUUGCAUGGACAACAUAGACCUAGACCAUGCCACUCUGCUCUGAAAGUCCUUGAGGACAAGGUCACAACCAUGCAAUAUGCCCCCAUUCCGAAAUAACAUUAGCUAAUGAUAGCUGCAUCCCAGUUGAAAAAAAAAACAACACUUACAUUUAAAGAUGUUUGCAGUUUGUUAUACAUGAAGGGGAAUAGCACUAAAUUUCAGCAUUCAGAUUUGGUAUAUUCUUACCACGCCCUUGGUCAGUUCAGUCUGCAUUAGGAAGCAUCCUACCAUGUCUUAUUUGAAUGCUGUUUUCAAAUUACUGUCAAUGAAGCAACAGAAUUGGCAAAAUGGCAUCACAGAUUGAAAUCCUGGUUCUAAGGCUGAAAAAAAGUUUGGUUUGUUUUUACUGAUUGAGAUGCCCAAAGGCACAAGAAUGUUCAGUGUAUGCUUAAAUCCAGUAGUAUUCCCUUUUAAAAAUGUGUUUAGACUACUAGCGAAUCAAAUCAAAAUGAUAGCUGCCACAGUUUUCCAAUGUUUUACUCCAGUGCAAAGGAUUAAGUCAAAAAGAGGCAAUACUUGAUCACCAACUCUCGUUUUUUUCCUGCUUUUAUUUCAGUCACCAGUGUUAUCAUUUUUUUAUUUGAAAUAUGUCUUCAGGCUUGAGUUGUGUUUCUUGUGCUGAGCCAAUCCCCUCGAACCCCCCAACCCCCCCCCCACCCCUCCUCCCACCCCCCAUCCCCCUGCAGGUCUCUGUUUACAGCACCUCCCACCGGAUCCUCUCCGCCAGCAACGUCUCUUAUCUGCCGAGAAACUCGCCUCACAAGUAUGGGUGUUCUCACUUCCUACCAAGUAUACCUCAGAGCACAGGACACGAGACCACACAACCACCAGGAUCAGCCAGCAGAACAAACAAGCUAUUUUUCCCAUCUCUUUAGUCCUCAUUGUUUUGCUCUAUUUACUUUUCUUAAAAAAAAAGUUUUCUACUUUCCCAUUAAUAUAUGUGCUUCUUCUAGUUUGUUAGAUGUAUGUACAUUGAGUUAAUUUGAUUUAUUUAUCUUGCAGAAGAAUCAUUUUAAUCACUUUUACUCAUCUUUUCUGCUCUGUCGUAAAUGAUCAGGACGUGGGCGUGUUGUUUAAGGACAGAAAUACAACCCUGAACUGCUUCACUGGGCCUAGAGGAAGAAUUCUAUUGAUUCUCACUAGAUGGUAUUUCUUAGUGAAUAGAUGUCAUUCAGCAGUGAAUCACACAUUCAGAUUUCACACACUCAAACCAAACCAUAGGCACAAUGAAAAGGUUAUGAAAAAAAAAAAACGGUUGUAAAUUUUCACUUUUUCAUUUCAUCAACUGAGAAACAUGAAGAAAACCAUUUUGAUAGAUUGAACCAUUCAAUAUAAAGUUGCUCCAAUUAACCAACUCUCCAGCUCUGUCUUCAGCUUCUCAUAUCUCAGAACUGUUUGCACUGGAGCAAAAUCUUGUCCAUCUCAAUAGAUACAGUAUGUGUCUGUUCCUUUAUAUCUCCUUCUCUAGUUCUUCUACUUUAGAUCAUUAGAGGGCUCCAAAUCCUUUUCAGAAAGAACUAUUGUCAUGCCAAAAAAAAAAAUCCAGUUAGAGAAAAAAAACAAACCAUACAUAUUGGAGGAUAGGAUUUUGUGCCAUAGUAUAUGAUCGUAUUUUUUUUCGUACAUAUUAGAGGAUAUAAAAAAAAACAAAAAAAUAAUUGUUUGGCCUUAAUGGAGCUUCUGGUAGGUUGCCUGCUUCACUUGUGUCUAAUUUUUAUUUCUAUUUAAAUUUUUUACUUGUGUGUUUGUGCUCACUUGUGUAAGUACCUGCCUCCCUUGGCCAUUUUUCUACUCAUAGCCUUUUGUAUUUUGUUUCUUUAUGUGCUUGUCAUUUAAAAUAAUGGAAACACUGAGAGUACAGUCAUGCUUUAAAGAAAACAGUACGUGGCACUGAGGGCAACAAAGUGAGCCAAGAGGUUUUGUUGUGUACAGAAGAUGAGUGUGCACUGUUCAAGAUUUUGUUGCUGUUUAUUUCAUUUUUUUUUUUUUUUUUUUACAGUUUUCCUCAAAAGGUGCUCAGUUUUUUUUUCAGAGGUUGUAUUCAGGUGUUAAGUUAACAUAUCUUGACCUCUUAAUACGACAUGAAAGCAGUAAAGUGUGUUUGGAGUGAUGUGCGGUUUUUAUGUAUUUAUGUAUUUAUUUGUGUACAUUUUUUUUAAUUGUGAUUUUGAGCAGAUUCUGACACAGCUGCAACUCCAACAUAGUCUUCUAAAGUUAUCCACAUUUGCAAGUGACCAAAUUUGGCUGCUUGAAGAUAUUUCCGCAAUGAAUGCUCGCAAAAGGAUGCAGUGAUAAGAUUUGAGAAACUCUACUCUGACAUCUGAUUUCUCCUCUCGUAUUUUGAGUUUUAAAGUGCAGGAGAUGUACAUCUUUUCAUUAACAUAUACUCUAUAAAACAAAGAAUCUUAAGUCCCCUGAGAGCAAUUUUAUUCUAUACUAAAAGUUUUUUAAAAAAGUGUCCUGACUCACGACCAUAUCCAGCAUAGCAACCAUAAUAGUUAAAAUAAAUAACAAUUUUACUAAAGAAGCUAGUGCCUUUAUUUAUGAUGGGAUUAGUACGUCUCCAAGGUUGGAGCAUUGGGUGGCUAACAGUCAAACACUGAGUUUGUGUCAAUAUAAUGCACUUAUUGUGGAAAUAACUUUGAAAUACAAUGUAUAAAAUGGGAUGUUAACAUCUGUAACUACAAUGAAGCCACAGUCUCUAAUUCCAAAGAUCACAAAGUCAGCAUGAAUAAUUUCAGCGAGAAUGAAGUGGCAUGAAAAUGCAUGUAGACCAUUGAUCACAACUGAAGGAUCUAUCACAUAACCACCUGCAGCAUUUUAUUUAUGAGAACUACUGCCCACCUCGGUCAGCGCCAUGGUGUCUGAAUGGCUGUGCACACAAGAGCUUAGCUGGCCUAGAUAAAAGAGAAAUGGAAUGAGCAGCUGCCAUGUUACACCACCGUUGUUUUCAUAUUCUCUGAUCAGGCGCAAACUGAUGUGAGGAAACAUAUCAGCGAAGAAGUCAUCUCAUCAUAGGUGCUUUAACAGUGGUGUCAAAUAGAGGCUCUUCUUGCAGUCUGAGGUGCUAUAUGCAAACCAUGAAGUAAUGCUACAGGCGACUGAUGAGCGAUUCUUCCAUAAAUGAUUACAAAUGCCACUUCCAUUUUGACAUGUCAUUGCAGUGCUCUGGCAAACAUUUUUAAUAUAAAGUAAUGAAAGAAGGCUGCACCGCUGCCUAUUAAAAAGAAUCUGUGAUUAGAAGGCAUUUGUUGGAGUGGUGGUUGGAUUCAAAAUCACGCUGAAAGAGAAACAAGGAGCUCUUCUUCUAUGAAAGCUUUUAUUAUGGCGUAACAACUGCAGGCACUGCAUAAUGUUCUACAAGUCACAUGGAUAAUUGUUGCCUUGUUGCAGUUGAAUAUGAUUGUUUUUAUGCCAUCUUUAGGACGAUGUAUUAGAUAAAAGAAGAAGAGAGUCAUAGUUUCCUUUCAGAAGGUAUUUUGGUUUAUUAUAUAUUUCACUGCAGACUCUCUGAUGUGUGUGAUGCUGCGGAUCCUUUUAGCUGAAUGAAUGACGGCACUGGGUUUGUUUUGUUGAAAGACUUUGGCGCUGUACUUUUUAGAGGGGACAGAAGUCGUUGCAUGUUACACUGUGUAUGAGAAGAAUACUAAAGGGGCAGUUUGAUUGCAAUCACUUAGCAAUUGUUAAUUCCCCAAUUAGGACUUUACACUGAUAAGAAAUUAGGGAGAAAUUUGGGAAUUGGACAUUUCUCGGUACUGGCAGAGCAUUUCUAACACAUUCUUUCAGAACAAUCACUAUUUUCUACCAGUGAUGUAAGGUUAUGGGAUGGAAUCAAUAUUAGAUAUUGAUCAGUAGAUCAGUAGAAGAAACAUUUAUGUCCUGGAACUUCCUCUAAAGAUUAAAUCAAGAAUUUAGAACAAAAUUAAUUGUAUUAAACAUGUACAUACUAUACCAACAUAUUGUCCCAAUAUGCACACCAUUAUAAUGUUUUUGUUGAGGAAGUUAAUUUUACAAUUAAUUCUAUAUAUUAUAUCUGCAAAAUCAUAACUGAUACACUUUGCCAGUUUGACAAUGAACAUAUUGUUUCAGGUUAUAUUUAUCCCACAUUUAAAAGAAACCACAACUGACAGAUGUGGAAAAAUACCUAAAUUAUACAGAAGAUUCUUUAUUGAAAUUUGUAGAUAUAAUUAGUCUAUAUAUUGUAAAAUGUAAAAUAAGAAAUUGCAUAUUUUAUUAAAAUUGGACAAUAAUAUGCAUGCAGGUAAAAGAUUUGAUAUAAAAUAUAUUCCCUUUUUUUAUUUUUAUUUCAAUAUGGAAAUCAUUUUUAUGUAGAUGCUACUGUGAGUGUGUUCACAAAGCCGAGAAUAAUAUAGUAUAUACAUAUACACAUAUGCUUUGGGAAAAACACACACCCUAAAUGAAAAACUAACUGAACUAAAGCACUGAAAUGUAGAUCGCUCUGUACACAGUGAAGGUUCAGUGGUAUUAUUUUGUUUUUAUAUGUUUUGUUUGAAUGCAGAGAGACAUUUAAAAGUCAAAGUCACAAGAUCAACUCUUGGAACCAGCGGUGGUGGGAAAUUGUAGCGUUUUGCGGCUGUGCAGUUAUUUCAUCACCAAGGGCUUUAAUUAGACUCAUAUGAAGUGAGGACGGUGCGAGCUGACGGUGUGAGACAUCUGAACGAGGCUGAGGGCGAGGUCAGGUCUGCCUCAACAAAGAAGUACUGUAUACCUCUUAAUGUGCCACAGAGAAAUGUGUCUAUGUAUAUAAUGUAUAGUGAAAGAUAUUAUUUGCAUGGUAUGAACAUUUGAAUGCCACUGACAAAAAAAAAAAAAAAAAAAAAUGGGGAAUUGCCACUACCAGAGCAAGCAGUCUACAGCUGUUAAUGUGCAAGAAAAGCUUGGCAACAGUGCAGAUUUUGAAGCAAAAGCCAAUGAAAAAGCUUUGCUUACCUGAAAGGUCAAGGUGAGGAGUCAGGCAUUUAACAGAUUAUAGGACACUUUUUUCCAGAGGUGCGCUAGAGAUAAAAAUCUUGUAAAACCACCAACUGAGCUUGAAGACGCGCUCCUAAUGUUAUCCUAACAAAUAAUACUGCUGUUCACUUAUUCUGGUUGAUAAUGAAAUUAAAUUUGAAUUACAACGAGACUUAUAAGUUCAAAUUUUUUAAGUAGUCGACACUAAAGGCAGUUUUCCUACAUGAGUUUGAGAUGCAAUAAAAGCACAUGCCAUGCAGCUCGAUAAGUUAAAACUGUUGCAGCACCCAGAGGUGUCUGCAGAUGAAUUUGGGAAAAUUCGGUGCUGCUAGAUUUGCUCUUCACUACUUCGGUGAUGUCUAUCAAUUUGAUAUUUUUGUAGUACAUGUUACCUCACAAAUAGUCAUCUGUAGUAAAAAGAAACAAGUCAACUUUUAUGCUCUCUUUGUCAAACUGCAGCUUGUGUUAAGUAAAGUACAUGUAACCUUAGAAAGCUCAGAAUUAUGAUUAAUUAGCUUGACGAGGGUAGCUCUGCAUAUGAUUAUAUAUAUUAUAUACUGUUAUCUUGUCAUAUGUGCCCCUAGCAGCACUACACAUUCUGAGAUAACAGUGAUGAUCUGACUCUGAAAUAGCUUCUAGCUAGCUAUGUUUGUGGUGUCUAAAGAGAAAAAAAAAAAAUCACACGUUUUGUUAUGACUCAUUAAAAGACAAUUUGUUAAGAAAAUCUCAGUACUGUAUCACACUUGGCUCUUAAGAUGAGAAGAACUAGAGUUUGGCUUUGGUGUCCUCUACUCUGGCUUUACAUAUUUUAAGAUGCAUUAAGAGAGACUUCUCAUUGUGUCGUUGAAGAUAUUCACUUCUUUGACAUCCCAUAUGCUAAGAGUGGAGAAUCCCUGGUGCUAACACAUGCCAAACAAAUAGAAAGGUUUUUGUUUUUUUACUUAAUUAAAGCAUAUUGGCUCGCUGGUGUAAAUGCACCUCUCUGCCCUCUGAGCUCACAGUAUCCAAAACCUUAAACUGCCAUAUCAUUUUCUGUCUGUUUUCUCAAAGAAAAAUGAAAAAACUAUUUUUUUCAGCAAAUUUUAGCCCAAAUGAGCAGCUUACACGUAUUGUGGCAUAGAGUUUAAUGUAUCAUUGAGAUCAGUGAGAUUUCUGUAAAUAAAUACACAUAUUGGUAUUUUGAUUCAUUGACCUGACAGACAGACAUCACAGUGCUCACAAUAUUAUCUUGACAUGUCAGCCACAAACUGCAACUUUAUACGAUGACACCAAGCGGUUUACUACAUCAUAAAUCACUAGUCUAGUCUUUAUAAAGAAACAAUAGCUCACAGGCCAGUGAAAUGUUGCACAUUGAGUAGAAGCCCACGGAUAAAUUACACAAUAAUAUUUUAACCUGUCACACUUAAAAAGACUCUUUCAGGAGCCAUUUGUUUCAUUGCCAAGGACACCCUUUAAAAGAAGAGGGGACAUGAUAAAGUCAAGUUACACAACAAACGAAAACCAUAGCUAAUUGCAUAAAUAUCACCUUGUACUGAAAGACCACAGCAGAAGGACGCAUUCAGGCAGAGACCUUAAUCUAAACUAAACCGUAGACGCUUGCUUAAAAUCAGUCUUAGUGACACUUGCCAUCAAUACAGCACCAUGGAGGAAAGUAUUGAUACACUACCGACUUUUUGUCAAACUUGAGUGUACAAAAAGGCAUUAAGAGAUUUGAUUUGAGAUUUAAAAAAGAAGAAAAAAGAAAAAGUUUAGUUACACCAUGUAAAUAUCUCAAAUAAGCAUACCUUGUCAUAUAUAUUUUUUGUAGAAGAAAAUAUGAUGCACAUCAUCUUUAUUGAAGAUUGAGUGGGAAACUGAGUAGUGUAGGGUCUGCUUCAGUGACACAUUAUAACAUGGCAUAACAGACCAAUGUGUAUACUGUAUGUGAGUAAUGGAAAUCUUCUAAAUGUUUAGAAAUUAGUUUAAGAAUAUAUAUAUAUACAUAUAUAUAUAUGUAUAUAUAUGUAUAUACAUAUAUAUAUACACACACACACACACACACACACACACAUAUAUACAUAUACAUAUAUUCAUGAAACCAAAAUGGUUAUAUGAGUAUCUAUAUUUGAACAGUACUUGUUUUCAAGAAUGCAAGAAUGUAUAAGUCUAUAUUCUAUUAUUUUUAUAUCCAUUUGUUGCUUUAUACUGUAGCAAUGCAAAAUCUUACACAAAGUAGAGAAAUAUAACGUCUGUCUGAGGUUUUCAGCUGUGUACAAAACAAAAAACAAUGGUGCACCAAACUGGCUGUCACUGUACUGUAUAUCUCACCGUCUAUUACACACAGACUCUCAGAGAAGGAUACAGCAACGUAGUUUUUAUAGCAAAGUCCAUUUGGUGUGAAUAGAAAAUGUAAUUUUUGAAUUCUAUGUGGGCCGCACUGAUCAUUUGCUUGACAAUGAUUUAGCUCCUUUUUCUUAGUUCCUGAUGAUUUAGCUAUUUAGCUAUUAUUUGACUUGUGGUCAAUCACCAGGUUGGCUUCUGCAGUCACACAUUCAUCUUUUUAAUUAUGUUUUAGCAUGAAAAAAUGGUGAGAAUCUUUUUCCCUACUAUGGUGCUCCCUUGCAAUCUGUAUUACAGCAGAGCACAGAAAUAUAAAUGUAUAUUCAUCUAAGUUACAAACUGUGCAGAUAGAAAUGUUUUACAGCGUAUAUUUACAGUAUGUAGGCCUAUGUAACAGACACAGUGCUUAAUGAUGCUUUGAAUUCAAAUAACGGGAUCCAAACAUUUGGUUUUUGGUUUGUUUUCGGUUCUAAACAGAAGCACGUGCAAGUUAAUGCGAUGAACGUUCUCUUGCCUUUAAAAGUGGAGGUUGAGCAUUGCAGCAGCUGCUAAAAGUUACUCCUGACAUUGGUGACAUUCAAUUCAGUGCUGUACAUUGCCAAAAACACACCAUAUACAUUCUGACAACUGGUGCUAUUUAAUAACAUCUGUGGUGCUUUUUUUUAAGUUAGUUAUUUCCUUGCUUCAGACAAAAUGUAGCUAAACAAUCCUGUACUGUACUGUAGAUUGCUGCUUGGCCAGUAUGUCGUGUUUCAGAGGGUUUUCUUUGACUGCUGUUGUUUCAGGGAAUAUGCAGAUCAGAUAGGACUUACAUUUUGAGUGGAAAAUUUUUAAAGCAAGGACAUUAAUUUGAAUACACAUGUCAUAAUGAUUUUCUUGGGAUUGAGUUUACAGUUUUCUCGUUAGUUUAGGUUGAACUUCACAGUGCUUCAAAGUGUGUUUGUGGUUGCAAAUAGUAUCCACACGUUGUGUUUGGUGCUAAGUGAUCAGAUACAUUCACCAUGACCUUUGAUAUGGUAUUCAUCAUAGACAUUUAAAUCCUUCAGCAGUCUUUCUAUCAGGUCAAGUAAACAUACUAACGCCCCCUGCAGGUACCCUUGUGUUGUGGGGAAUGAAACAAAGACUUCCUCUGCAACCAAACUACUCCAAAACCCAUCGAGGUCGCUGUUUACAAGGGACCUGUGGCGUUACUAUGUUUGAAGACCAGAGAAAAAGCAUCUCGGUAUUGUCUCUUAAACUUGUUAAAAAUGUUUGCUGCAAACACUCAACUCAACUUUUUGAAGCUUCUGUAAUGAAAAGUAUGUACAAGCUACAUGAAGCUGAUCAUCUCUUUUCUGUUUUUUUUUUUUUUUUUUUUCAAAUCACAAAA